AUGGAUCAUUUGGUUCUUAUACCACAAGAUUUUAAUCUUGCCUUGACAUCCGAAAAGUUACCGCACGACAAUGUGACUGUUUGGAGCAAUCAGCGUAUUGCGCAAGGAACCAUCUAUUAUCCUUUUCAAGGCACCGUAAGAAUUGACAAAUUAAAUGUCUUUUCAACAAUCAAUGACGAUGAUAUAAGACAUCGUUUUGGUCUUUAUGAUGAAAUCACAUACACACUUGGACGAAAAGUAAGAAAUUGUAAUUGGGUGAGAUUUCUCCGAACUGCUGGAACUUAUGGGCCACAAGUGAACGUUGUAUGCACAAAAAUUAGCGGUGAAGUGAUUUAUGAAGUUGUUAAACCCAUUCCAAUGCACCAUGAGUUGAUUGUUUAUUACCUACCGGAAAGACCCGAAGAAUUAUUUCUCGGACAUAUGAAGAAUUCUUUCUACAGACGCACAAUGGAUUCAAUUCUUGAAGACUCACCUUUGGACUUGUCAAUGUCACUUGUUGCUGAUGUGAUUCCGCCAAUUGCAUCGCCUACUAACACCGAAGAUGAAAGAAAAUCGAUUUCUGGUGAUUCUUAUACAUCAUCAGGCAACAGCAGUUCCGGUGACUUGAUGGACACAACAAUUGCAGUACCAACGAAACAGCGAGCGCCUCGUGGAGAAAGAAAUCUUCUACCAUGUGAAGUUUGCGGAAAAGCAUUCGAUCGUCCAAGUCUUCUUAAACGUCACAUGCGGACACAUACUGGUGAAAAGCCGCACGUAUGCAAUGUAUGUGGAAAAGGUUUCAGCACAUCAAGCUCGUUAAACACUCAUCGACGUAUUCAUUCAGGCGAAAAACCUCACGAAUGUCCCGUUUGUGGCAAACGCUUCACAGCUAGCUCCAAUCUUUAUUAUCACAGAAUGACUCACAUAAAGGAAAAACCACACAAAUGCAGUCUCUGUUCGAAGUCAUUUCCAACGCCCGGUGAUCUCCGUUCUCAUAUGUACGUUCACAGUGGAUCGUGGCCUUUCAAAUGUCAAAUCUGUUCGAGAGGAUUCAGUAAGCAGACAAAUCUUAAAAAUCAUCUCUUCUUGCACACCGGCGAUAAGCCCCAUCAUUGUGAGCUUUGUGGCAAGAAAUUUGCACUAGCAUGCAAUCUGAGAGCACACAUGAAAACACAUGAAGACGAACCCCAAGAACAGUGCGUUCGAUGUGGAAAAGAUUUCUUGGUUGCAUCUGCUGAGAUAAAAGAAGGAAUUUGUCGUAAAUGUGAAGAUGAACCGAUCUGUGUUGAUGAUCCUGAAGAAGAAGUAGUGGAAGCUGUCACAAUUCGUCAUAAGAAGUUCAGCAAUAAAACCUUAAAUAAUCCAAUCUCAGCACACUAAACAAAUAAUUAAAUUCAAUAUCAAGUACAAAGUUUCUCAUACGUCAUCUAAUCGCACGCACUUUAAAGCCAAAAUCUUACCAGGAGUACUUUCAUUGUUUGUUUAAUUCACACCGAUUCAUCCAUAUUAAAAAUUCAUUCCUGU
Clunio marinus is the source of this 1503-nucleotide messenger RNA. The record is from the annotation of a GenBank genome assembly. NCBI's taxonomy places the organism in Eukaryota, Metazoa, Arthropoda, Insecta, Diptera, Chironomidae.